AUGUUUGCGGAAAUCGAGGAGGAAAAUAGACAGCAUGAAAUUCUAGAACAGAAUAUAGAAAGAAGGAUGAUGCGUGACGAAAGUGACCCAUGUAUGGGACAGACUACCGUAAGCAAAUGUAUCAAGGAAGUUUCUGACUUAAUUGUACAUAAUCUGUCAAAUACCUGGAUUGAAUUUCCCGUCACACCAGAAGCCAAGCUUGCAAUCAAAACAGGUUUCAUGGAGACAAGACAAGACGGUUUCAUGCAGAGAAGGACGGUUUACACUGGGUAA
Messenger RNA from Diabrotica balteata, 273 nucleotides. The record is from the annotation of a GenBank genome assembly. Lineage: Eukaryota; Metazoa; Arthropoda; Insecta; Coleoptera; Chrysomelidae.